Messenger RNA from Salvelinus sp. IW2-2015, 812 nucleotides. Its product is annotated as anti-apoptotic protein NR13-like. The record is from RefSeq and is a predicted model, not a curated record. Gene Ontology annotation, molecular function: protein heterodimerization activity; protein homodimerization activity. Gene Ontology annotation, cellular component: mitochondrial outer membrane. Gene Ontology annotation, biological process: extrinsic apoptotic signaling pathway in absence of ligand; intrinsic apoptotic signaling pathway in response to DNA damage; regulation of apoptotic process. NCBI's taxonomy places the organism in Eukaryota, Metazoa, Chordata, Actinopteri, Salmoniformes, Salmonidae.
AUAUGAAUAUUGAUAAUGUUUCCUCUAGAGUCUAGCCCCUGUAGUGUGGGCUGUGAGAAAUGAACUGCAUGUGAUAAUGUAUUGAUAGUGUUUCCUGUAUUUAUCAUAUCGUGCUGGCUGUCCGAAAAAAACUGUAGCAGAGGCCCAUUCUGAUAUAUAGGCUAUAGAUCAUGUAUUAACUGUAUGUCUUCCUGUAGACCAUGUCAUGCGGGCUGUGGAAAGAAACCCUGGCUAUAGCAGAGGACUACCUGUCUGUCUGCAGUAUUAUCCCUGCCAGUGGGUCCCGGAAAGCCCCGCCCGGUCCUCCUCCCAGCGACUCGGCUGCAGCCAUGCGGCGCCAGGCCCGGGACAUGGAGGCCAAGCACCGGGCCCGCUUCCAUGCCAUGGCACACAGCUUCCUGUGCCAAUGCGGGCCGGACCCCUGCGCCUGUCUGAGGAGGGUGAUGGAGGAGCUGGUGGGAGACGGACAGAUGAACUGGGGGAGGGUGGUCUCUCUGUUCACCUUCACUGGUGUGCUGGUCAGAGAACUACAGGGAGAGGACACGGACCAGGGGCUGGGUAAUGGCAUGGGGCUGGGGGGGAAGGAGAGCUGCAGGGCGCUGGCGGAGACCAUAGCAGACUACCUAGGAGAGGAGAAGAGUGACUGGAUGCUGGAGAACAAAGGCUGGGUAGGUUUGAGCAGUGAGCAUCACACACACAUGCGCUUAUGGACACAUGUGCACGCACACACAGGAUCAUUUACUAAGCUGAUGGGAAUCUGGGCUCAUAUCAGCAGCACUAGUUCUCUGUCAAGCUAAGAGAAACAGUUGGAC